AGGAAUUGAAUCGUGUGAGUGUUUGAGUUAUCGUCUGAGAGUCUGCUGUGAACAAGUGAAGUAAAUAAUACUGCCUCUUCCUGUAGUGGUGUGUAACCUUGUUAUUGUGUUUCGUUUCUAUCCAUUCGGCGUUUUGCGCAGUCAUGCUGUUAACAGUAAGAUAUAUUUUUAAUCGUGAUGAUUAAAUAGAAGAAACAACCCGAAUUAUAAAAGGUCAAUGUCAAGGCUAUUAAACAUUAUUACCAGUGAAAGUAAAUUUGAUUUGAAAAAAUAAUAACAAAAACAACUUGCUAAUACAUGAAAAUGUAACUGAUAGGUCUAGUUAAAAUUCUAGAAAUGUGGUAAAACUAUAUUAUUUAUAAUUUAAUUGUCAUUCACCUCUGUAGGACCGAGGCCAAGUGUUCUGAGAAAAGAGUAUCCUCUGUAACAGCCAAGAUGUUGUACUGUCCCCCAAACAUUACAAUCUCCACAAUAUGGCUGGAUCAUGGCAUCUCCGAGUGUUUCAUGGCCACCAUAUCCUCCGUUUUUACAGGAGUAUUUAUCCUCGUAUUUGGAACCAUACAGUUGUGGAUGUACCGCAAGUAUGGUACACCUGUGUCCCGUGACUUGCUGCCCACCUCGCCUCUCUACUACCUUCAGAUAUUCAUUACGUUUCUGAUCUGUGCUGUCGCCUUGCUCAGGUUCCUUCUCCAAGUCAUAGUUCUCGAUCCUGGCAUCAUAUAUGGCUACAUGCUGGUAUGGACGUCUUUGAGCAUGGUAUCGUUCAUGUUCUCUGCCCUCCUUGUGUGGGUGGAGAGACACUUCCAGCUGCCCACUGUACCGGCACGGGGACACGGUCUUGUGUUGCUGCUCUUCUGGACUUUUCUCUUCUCCUCGGAAAACCUCACAUUUGUCAACCUGGGUCGUAACGACUGGUGGUUCCAUCCCACUACGUUCUCAGACAAGGUGGAGAUGGGGCUGUUUGUGAGCCGAUAUGUCUUGUCAAUGUUGCUUUUCGGAUUGGGACUCAGGGCUCCAGGAGUUGUAACCACACAGGACUACCUGAACCUGAAUGACAGCUAUCGCGUACCUCUUCGAGAUGAGAAUGAGAACUCUGGCUCGACAUGGCGCACGGCGUGGCGGCGCACCAAGACUCUGAUGCCGUUCCUCUGGCCCAAGAAGUCCUUUAUGCUGCAGCUGCAAGUGAUCAUCUGUAUUCUGCUGCUGCUCGCCGGUCGAGUUAUCAACUUGUUUGUGCCCAUCUACAAUAAACUCAUUGUGGACAGUAUGACAACAACACCUCUGUACUUUCGAUGGGAUCUGAUCGUGACUUACGUUGGCUUCAAGUUCCUCCAGGGUGGUGGUACAGGGGGCAUGGGUGCCCUCAACAAUCUCAGGUCCUUCCUCUGGGUCCGCAUCCAGCAGUACACCACACGGGAAGUUGAGGUGACGUUGUUCCGCCACCUCCAUGGGCUGAGUCUGCGUUGGCACCUCUCUCGCAAGACUGGAGAGGUGCUGAGGGUCAUGGACCGUGGAACAGAUAGUAUCACCAACCUGCUCAACUAUAUUCUGUUCAGUAUAAUGCCCACCCUGGUGGACAUUGCCAUCGCCGUCAUCUACUUCGUCACACUCUUCAAUGCCUGGUUCGGCCUCAUCGUUUUUACAACCAUGGCCCUCUAUAUUGCUGCUACCAUCAUUGUGACGGAGUGGAGGACCAAGUUCCAGCGCAGCAUGAAUCUCGCAGAUAACGCCACCAAGGCUCGCUCUGUCGAUUCUCUGCUCAACUUUGAGACUGUCAAGUAUUACGGUGCUGAGAGCUAUGAAGUGGAAGCAUACAGGAAUGCUGUCUUGGAUUACCAGAAAGAGGAGAUCAAGAGUGUGCUGUCACUGACGUUCCUCAACUCCCUCCAGAACAUAAUCGUGUGCAGCGGACUCCUGAUAGGCUCCCUCCUCUGUGUUAAUAUGGUGGUCAAUGAGCAGACACUGUCCGUCGGUGACUACGUGCUGUUCGCCUCGUACAUCAUCCAGUUGUACGUUCCACUCAACUGGUUCGGGACGUACUACAGAGCCAUUCAGAAGAACUUUGUGGACAUGGAGAACAUGUUUGACCUGUUACAAGCAGAGCCAGAGGUGAUUGAUGCACCUGGAGCCCCACCACUGGCGGUCAAUGGGGGUCAGGUGGAAUUCCGCAACGUUGUGUUCUCAUAUGUGCCCGAGCGUGUCGUGCUACGCAACAUUAGCUUCACAGUUCCACCAGGCAAGACUGUGGCUCUGGUUGGACCCUCGGGCAGCGGGAAGAGCACCAUUAUCCGAUUGCUGUUCCGUUUCUACGAUACAGAGCAAGGUGCUAUCCUCAUUGACGGACAGAACGUGAAGACCGUGAGACAGGAUUCCCUCCGGCGGGCUAUAGGCGUUGUUCCCCAGGACACUGUGCUUUUCAACAACACAAUCAAGUACAAUAUCCAGUACGGUAGAGUGAAUGCUUUGGAUGCUGACAUUGUUGCUGCCGCCAAGAGUGCAGACAUACACACCAGAAUCCUUUCCUUCCCUGAGGCUUACAAUACACAGGUGGGAGAGAGGGGGUUGAAGUUGAGUGGUGGGGAGAAGCAGCGAGUGGCUAUUGCCCGCACUAUACUGAAGUCGCCCGCUGUUGUAUUGCUUGAUGAGGCAACAAGUGCGCUAGACACACAGACGGAGAGAAACAUUCAGGCAGCAUUAACGCAGGUGUGCAAGAACCGAACAACGAUAAUAGUAGCACAUCGGCUGUCGACCAUCAUACAUGCUGACGAGAUACUAGUACUCAAGGAUGGAGAGAUCGUCGAGAGAGGAAGACACGAGGAGCUGGUGGCGUCAGGAGGUGUGUACUCCAACAUGUGGCAUCAACAGUUGGAGAACGAUUCUUCGGAAGUAGCAAUCCGUGAACAGUCCGAGUCAGGGACAGGAGAAGCAAGCUAGUGCUACCCACUCAUUGUACAUAGUUGUUCUAGAUUUAAUAAAUUUAAAUUAUGACAGCUCA
This is a messenger RNA of Homalodisca vitripennis (glassy-winged sharpshooter), 2995 nucleotides long. RefSeq names its product ATP-binding cassette sub-family B member 6 (gene Hmt-1). Bases 436 to 2934 code for a protein of 832 amino acids. Gene Ontology annotation, molecular function: ATP binding; ABC-type heme transporter activity; ATP hydrolysis activity. Gene Ontology annotation, biological process: transmembrane transport; heme transport. NCBI's taxonomy places the organism in Eukaryota, Metazoa, Arthropoda, Insecta, Hemiptera, Cicadellidae. The transcript has 14 exons. The record is from RefSeq and is a predicted model, not a curated record. Gene Ontology annotation, cellular component: membrane.